Nanorana parkeri is the source of this 981-nucleotide messenger RNA. It is a transcript of the gene FSAF1, whose product is annotated as chromosome unknown C1orf131 homolog. The record is from RefSeq and is a predicted model, not a curated record. The transcript is spliced from 7 exons. Bases 114 to 920 code for a protein of 268 amino acids. Lineage: Eukaryota; Metazoa; Chordata; Amphibia; Anura; Dicroglossidae.
CUUCCGCUUUGUGGCUGUGCCGGGGAUAGACCCACGUGUUAGUGUUGAUGUGCUGCUACAUUGGAUCUUGUGUUGUGUGAUCUUUAUUGGGGGGCCCAGUGAUCUAAGGCACAAUGGCAGGGGAAGAGGAUGAGGCAGAUGUUCAGGAUCAGCUGGAUUCCGUUCUCAGUAACCUGUAUGAUUUCGGUGAUGAUUUUGAAUCUACCAAAGUGACUGUAUCUGAAGGUGGACAACAAAGUGAGGGCGCUCCACCUGAUUAUGAAACGGAAGGAGUGACUGACUCAGGGGGACAUCAGCUCCCUAAUUUGGACUUUCCUAUCUCUAAACGGGGAAAGAAAAACCCAUCUUUUUUCUUCAACGCUAUCAAAGACGAACUGCUCAGCCAAUCAAAAGGCACAGCUGCCUCAAGCAGUACAGUCACCAAACCUGGGAUUGAAGUUGUGACAUUUGUCAGUCGCAAAGAUAAAAAGAAAGCCAAGAGCAGCGACGUGCAAGACAGAGAUUCCGAGAUAACCUUUGAUUCAAAAGAGGAAGAAAACGAUGGAACAUUCGAUUUUGAAAAGGCACGCUUGGAAGUCCACAAGUUUGGUAUUACGGGUUACAAGAAAGAAAAGCAAAGGAAAUUUGAACAGGAGAGAGCAAUUAUGCUUGGAGCAAGGCCUCCCAAAAGAGAACAUGUGAACUACAAACUUUAUCAAGAGAGGAUAAAGGAACGGGAGCAAGCAAAGAAAGAAAAAAGCCUUAAGGAAACUGCCGGGGAACCAGUAAAGAAAAAACAGAAACAAGGACAGAAAGUCAGGAGGCCAAGGAAAGCAAAAGGAUUUGUGCCAAAUGGACAAGUGGGGAGGUUUAGAGAUGGUGCACUGAUUCUGAGUAGCAAAGAUAUUCACAAGAUUAAACAAUCCAAAGUUAGUAAAUGAAAAAUGACUCCAUAAAUUCUACACAAGGACUGAGAAAUGACCAUUCUGAUGUCAGUGCACA